This is a messenger RNA of Colius striatus (speckled mousebird), 1886 nucleotides long. It is a transcript of the gene DNAAF10, whose product is annotated as dynein axonemal assembly factor 10. The record is from RefSeq and is a predicted model, not a curated record. NCBI's taxonomy places the organism in Eukaryota, Metazoa, Chordata, Aves, Coliiformes, Coliidae. Bases 28 to 1104 code for a protein of 358 amino acids. The transcript has 8 exons. Gene Ontology annotation, molecular function: ubiquitin binding.
GGCCGGGGCCGGGGCCGGGGCCGCGGGAUGUCGUCGGCGCUGGAGCGGCCGCAGGUGGUGGCGCACGCGCAGCAGCCGCUGCAGUACACCCUGUUCGACUGCAAGUGGGUGCCGCGCAGCGCGCGCCUGCUGUGCCUGGGCAGCGCCGCGCGCGGCACCGGCCUCCUGCAGCUGUACGAGCUGCGCGCCGGCCGCCUCGCGCUGCUCCGCCAGAUUGAAAAGGCUAAACCUAUAAAAUGUGGAACUUUCGGUGCCAGCUCUCUGCAGCAAAGGUACUUGGCCACGGGAGACUUUGGUGGAAGCCUUAACAUAUGGAAUUUAGAAGCUCCUGAAAUACCAGUCUAUUCUGUGAAAGGUCAUAAGGAAAUCAUAAACAGUAUAGAUGGUGUAGGUGGCUUAGGAAUUGGGGAAGGUGCACCAGAAAUUGUGACUGGCAGUCGAGAUGGAACCGUGAAGGUGUGGGACCCGAGGCAGAAGGAAACGCCUGUAGCCAACAUGGAACCUGUGCAGGGGGAGAGCAAAAGAGACUGCUGGACAGUGGCAUUUGGCAAUGCUUACAAUCAAGAGGAACGUGUUGUAUGUGCUGGAUAUGACAAUGGGGACAUUAAACUGUUUGACUUAAAAACCAUGUCACUGCGAUGGGAGACCAACAUUAAGAAUGGAGUUUGCAGCGUGGAGUUUGACAGGAAAGAUGUCAAUAUGAACAAGCUGGUGGCCACGUCGCUUGAUGGGAAAUUCCAUGUUUUCGAUAUGAGAACUCAACAUCCAACCAAAGGUUUUGCUUCUGUGUCUGAGAAGGCACAGAAAUCUACCAUAUGGCAGGUUCGGCACCUGCCACAGAACAGAGACAUAUUUAUGACGAGCGGAGGAGCUGGGAGCCUUCACCUCUGGAAAUACGAGUACCCAGCUCAGCGCUCGAAGAAGGACUCGGAAGGAGCUGAGAUGGGGGUGGCAGGUUCUGUCAGUCUCUUGCAGAACGUGACCCUGUCAACGCAGCCGAUCUCUAGCCUAGACUGGAGCCCUGACAAAAAGGGCCUGUGUGUUUGUGGUGCCUUUGACCAGACUGUCAGGGUGCUGAUAGUUACGAAGCUUAACAAAGUCUGACAGGAAACCUCAAAUUCCUGAUGAGAAAGCAGGAUCUUUGGCAGUCUGUAAAUACAGGAGGGGGAGCCCUCCCAUUUCUAAUUUAAUUUCUUUCUUGUUAAAACUGGAUUAAAGAAAUAGAAACCAGAUCUUUCUAUAGAAAGUUCAGAUAGGUGCAGUUAUUAGGCUGAUUGUGCCGCGGUGGCUUGAAGUUGCCCCGGCACAAAACUUUUGACCUUCUAGAAAUGUGAAUUUCCAUUUAGAAGAAGAUGUGCCUUUGUGUUAGUGCAACCUGUAAUUUCAGAAAUCACUUGAAAUUGUUUGUGACCAGUUUAAUCUCAGUGCAAAUCCGUUCACACGUGUUCAAUGGCUUGGCUUUUUUGUGUGUAGCGUUGUCUGUUGGCAUUCAUGCAAUGGAAACUACUACAUACUCCCUCACAAAAACUCUUUGUGUUAUUGGAUAUAUUAAUGAGGACGUUUGUUAAAAUGACUUAGGAUUCUUUAAUAUACUAUAGAAACUGUAAUGAGUGCUGAAAUAUUCAGGUUUAAUGGAGUAAGCUUCAAUUGAAGAUCACACCGAAGAGAAACUGUCGAGCGAAAUGCACUGGUUUAAUACUUUAGUUUGGUUUCCUAACAAGUUUUCAUGUUCUGUUGGUUUUAUAUCUGUUUGCAAAGAAAUAAAAUUAUAUGGAGUGUCACCUGAAUAGAAACAAAGUAUGUUAUUCAAACAGCCAGAGAUUUAGGUAAGGAGUGUACCUGUAGGUUUACAAGACCAGUGUGCAAUACUUAGCUAAAACUUAACU